AUAGACUAUAGGUAAACUCAAUGGACCUUGACUUGAUAGGGCCUCAAGAAUUAGAUUAUCCUGGGGCUUUGGCAGAGGGAACUGUUAGUAUUGUGUUGACUGUGCGCAGGGUGGACUGUUUUUGGUUGAGAAGCUGACUUUGACAUUUUGUUGCAUUUGGACAUAUUGUUCAACGUAUCACAUGAAGCGGAUUCAUUGUCUGCAUCACCUGUGGUGACUUUGUGAAAUGAGUUAAUCAGCAUCGCCGUGAAUGAUUCGAGGGGAAGUUUUGGAAAUGGAAUUCGGUGCCAUACGUCAUGGAUUCAGAUGACGUCUUGUUUAUACACUAGGUUACAGUGUAGCCGGUCAGUGUGAAGGCUGACCAGUGGUCAGUUUUGGCUGGUUUAAGUUUAUUUGCUGCAAACCGAACAAAUAUGACGUCGGGGACAGAGAGCUCCCGAUCCUAUGGGUCCAUGAACCCUGAUAUCACGCCCCGGUCUAAGUUCGAUAUAUGGAACCUGAUAAAAAGGCCCAUGACAGCGAACUCCUACCAACUGACGGCGCGGUACCGCGUCAAGAGCGCCCCGGUGCGACGCGCAAAGAGCGGUGUUGUGACGCGGCGUCGGCGACGGCCGGAGUCCCGUGCUGAGAGUGAGGGGUGCGAAUCUAUCCAGAGCAUCACGACUGCCACGGACUGCACCUUCUUUGAUUUGGACAAGGAUUUGCCGGACGACUUCUUUGAUCAAGAUGAUGACGAGGCCGACUCGCCACGCCGACCCCAGAGUAUCGCAGGAACCCACAGUCAGAAAAUGUACCUGCGCACGUGCAAAGCGAUGAGGAUCACCCCAACCAACUACGUGUUCCGCCACCUAGCGGAGGAGAAGAUGGACCUCAAGCACCACCUGCUGGGACCGGAAGGAGCAAAGGCAUGCGCGAUAUCACUCGUUGAGAAUUCAACCGUCCUGAACCUUGACCUCGAAGACAACGCAGUCGGAGUGAAGGGGGCGGGCUAUAUCGCCGAGAUGCUGACAGAGAACAGCUUCAUCACAGAACUGAGUCUGGCCCACAACGACCUGAGGACGGAAGGCGUAAAGGCCAUUGUGAAGGUCAUACACGAUCUGGACAACGUCACCAAACUGGACCUGUCAGGAAACAACCUACAAGAAUAUGACGGGGCCUUGUUCUCCAAUCUCAUUGAGGAUUCACAGAACCUUAAAGAAUUAAAAUUGAGUCACAACUGCUUCUGUGAGGUCGGCGGUAACGCCAUUGGCGAUGCCCUGGGGUGGAAUGACACGAUAGAGUUCUUGGACUUGAGCUGGAAUCAUUUGAGACGGUCCGGAGCCACAUCGAUUGCUAAAGGCAUCGGCAUCAACAGUGGUCUGAAGGUGCUGAACUUAUCCUGGAACGGCUUCUAUCUGGACGGGUGUAAGGAGCUCGCUAGCGCCAUGGAAAAGAACACGACACUAGAGGACAUCAACCUGUCAUCCAACAGGAUCAAUAAACAGUGUCUUCAGGAACUCUGGAAGGGGCUCAAGAAGAACGAGACACUGCAGAAACUACGUUUGUCUGACAACCCAAUCACAUCCAGCGGCGCCUACUUCCUCCUCAAUUCACUGAGAGAAACAAAGUCAUCCGGUCUGAACUAUGUGGACCUUGGGACGCAAUGUGUUGAGGGGCCGUUCGUGACGAUGUUGCAAGACAUGCAGGAGCAGCGAGCCCUGCAGAUGAAGUACGGGGCUGUGUGGGACCAGACGAUGGAGGCUGAGGACGACGAGAUGGACCUGGUGGACGAGAACCCUGUCCUUAUCCUGAUGGAGUUCGGCAAGCUGCUGGGGCUGAGGCUGACAGACCUCUUCUGUAUGAUGGACAAAGACAACAGCAAGACGCUCACACGGAAGGAGAUCAAGAGCGGGCUAUUGGAGUGCAACAUACCGCUCUCAGAGAAGGCCAUAGACCACUUGGUGGAGAAGUUGGAUCAAGAUGGCGACGGGGAGAUUGACUAUGGGGAACUAACAGCUGGGCACCAGCAACACCGACGGAAGUUAACGAAGACAAUCAUGAUGUCGCGAGAACGUAACGUUGAUAUGGAAGACACUGACGUGGGCCGCGUUCGGAUAAAGCUACAAAAGUUGAUGGCGAAACAACUCGGCGGCGCCAUCUUGAAUGUUGGUUUCAGUACAAUCACAGAUCUGUCGAGAAAAGGCGGGAAAGUUGUUGACACGAAGGACAAACAUAAGAAGUCAGGGCCUUCCCCGAGACAGAAGUGAUAUUAUGUUGAUAUUAUGACAUUAAUGAUAUUAUGUGUGCUCGUAUGAAAAGAUUGUGAUAUUUUUACGCAAAUUUAGUUUGUUUGUUGUUUGAUGCCGCACUCAGCAAUAUCCCAGCUAUAUGACGGCGGUCUGUAAAUAAUCGAGUCUGGACCAGGCAAUCCAGUGAUGAUAUCAUGAGCAUCGAUCUACGC
Messenger RNA from Haliotis rufescens (red abalone), 2440 nucleotides. Its product is annotated as leucine-rich repeat-containing protein 74A-like. Gene Ontology annotation, molecular function: calcium ion binding; protein binding. The record is from RefSeq and is a predicted model, not a curated record. NCBI's taxonomy places the organism in Eukaryota, Metazoa, Mollusca, Gastropoda, Lepetellida, Haliotidae. The transcript is spliced from 13 exons. The coding region runs from base 414 to 2246 and encodes 610 amino acids.